UCCUGUCCACGGCUAGCCUAUCGUUCCCACAAUGCAUUGCGCCGAACGAUUACGCACACAGGAGCGCGCUUCACCCGGCCUCACUGCCCGUACUGUCGUUUACAAACCGUCCAAAUCCAAGCGGAUUAUAUCGAGAAAACUCCAGCACACACAGCCAGUGCCUUCCAGCAGUAUGGAGUCCACCGCUAAGAGAGACGCGGAGAGCAGCUGCGUGCUGUGCUGCCAGGACAUCGACAUGUUCGCGGUGGGGAAGUGCGAUCACCCGGUGUGUUACCGCUGCUCCACCAAGAUGCGGCUGCUGUGCGAGCAGAAGUACUGCGCCGUCUGCCGGGAGCAGCUCGACAAGGUGGUCUUCAUAAAGAAACUUGAACCCUUUGCCGCUCUGAACAUUCAUCAAUAUCAGUGUGAGAAGAAAUAUGACAUAUACUUUGCAGAUGGAAAGAUAUAUGCACAGUUCAGGAAGAUUUUGUUACAUGAAUGUGCACAAUGCCCAGAACCAAAAGUGUUCUCGAAAUUUGAAGAAUUAGAACAGCAUAUGCGGAAACAACAUGAACUCUUCUGCUGCAAGUUAUGUGCAAAGCACCUGAAGAUAUUCUCAUAUGAGCGGAAGUGGUACAAUCGGAAAGACCUGGCUCGACAUCGAACGCAAGGGGACCCGGAUGAUACCUCGCAUCGUGGACAUCCGCUUUGUAAAUUCUGUGAUGAUCGAUACCUGGACAACGACGAACUGUUGAAGCACCUGCGGCGAGAUCAUUACUUCUGCCAUUUCUGUGACGCAGAUGGAGCUCAGGAGUAUUACAGUGACUACCAGUACCUCAGCGAGCACUUCAGAGAGAGCCAUUAUCUCUGCGAGGAGGGCCGCUGCAUUACAGAGCAAUUCACUCACGCUUUCCGCACAGAGAUUGACUAUAAGGCUCACAAAGCUGCUGCUCACAGCAAAAACCGGGCUGAGGCACGGCAGAAUCGCCAAAUCGACAUUCAGUUCAACUAUGCACCCAGACAGCAACGAAGAAAUGACGGUCUGCCAGUUGGUGGCGAUGACUAUGAGGAAGUGGAUCGCUUCAACAGACAGGGAAGACCAGGAAGAGGACGAGCCCCAGGAGGACACCAGAAUGUCAGGAGCUGGAGAUAUAAUCGAGAGGAAGAGGACCGAGAGAUCGCCGCUGCUUUGCGAGCUUCGAUGGCCAGCCACCUGCAAGAGAGAAGCCACCUGCAAGAGAGAAGCCACCUGCAAGAGAGAAGCCACCUGCAAGAGAGAAGCCACCUGCAAGAGAGAAGCCACCUGCAAGAGAGAAGCCACCUGCAAGAGAGAAGCCACCUGCAAGAGAGAAGCCACCUGCAAGAGAGAAGCAGUCAGAAGCCACGCAAAGAAGAAAAGAUGGAGCCUGAUGACAUGAGAAACAACAGAGGCACUGCCAAGCAGACGAACGAAAUGCAAGCUCGAUCAGUGAAGAAUAAUGCCUCUUUGGCUAGUCAGGACUUCCCAGUUUUAGGGGCAGCUGCACCUCCAGCCCCAAUUCCAAGCAAGAUCAAACAAACUUCUGUCUCUCUGAAGGAAGAUGAUUUUCCAAGCUUGUCUGGCUCCAUAGUUUCCACUCCAAUGACACCUGCAUACACAAAUCAACCCAAGAAACAUUCGUCCUUCCAGGAGGAAGACUUUCCUGCUCUGGUCUCCAAGAUCAAACCACUGAAGCCCCAUUCAAACACAACAUCAGCCUGGUCUCAAGCUGGAAGCAAACCUGUGGUGGUUUCCAAUAAACCUGUGGUUCUGCCCACCAAAACGGCCCCUACAGUCUCUUCAUCCAUACUGUCCGCCAGUGACCCGCCGCCCAGUGGAAGUGUGCCUCAGCGUCUCGCUGCCGCCUCAUCUCGCCGCAAAAAGAAGCUCACCUCUGCUGAAACCCACAAAGCUCCACCUAAAGUCAAAUGUCCGUCCUCAUCGGAUGACGAGGACCCCCAAACCGGCAAAACGGCUCAGGAGAUCCGCACAGUACCGACUAUGCUUGAUAUCUCCACUUUGUUGACGGUAAAAGGUGGCUCAUCUCAGCCCAACCCCAAAACCAACAAGAAAAAGAAGCAAGCCACAACUUCAUCUCUGGAUUCCCCCUCACACACUCCUGAGUCCGUGUCCAAAAUGGCUCACAAAGAGAACGUUCCCGAGACGAAGCCACCAGACAACAGUCUCCUUUCCAAAACAAACUCUUUUAUAAAUGGACUCACGGAGAAACCAGCAGAAGCACUGUCCCCUACAUCAUUUCCUGAAAAUAUUCCUUCCCCUUUAAAGCAGCCGGGAACCGACCAACCUCCUCCACCCAAAGAGGAGGAAUUUCCUGCACUUAUCUCCAGAAAACCUCCACCUGGCUUUAAAAGUGCAUUUCCGUUGAAGAGCACUCAAAGUGUGCUGCCGACGCCGCCGCCUCCUGGCCUUGGGCCUGUUGUCAGCAAACCUCCUCCAGGAUUCACCGGCAUCCCGCUCAACAGUAAUGUGGUAGAAUCAUCAAUGCCGGCUGUUAACAGAGUGACACCUGCUAUUGGAUCCUACCUCAUACCUGACAAUUUCCAGCAAAGAAACAUGGACCUUAUUCAGUCUAUUAAGAAUUAUCUUCAAAAUGAUGAAACCAAGUUUAAUGAGUUCAAAAACUAUUCAGGCCAAUUUAGACAGGGUAUAAUACCUGCUGUCCAGUACUACAAAAGCUGCCAGGAGCUGCUGGGAGAGAAUUUCAACAGGGUCUUCAACGAGCUGCUGGUUCUCCUACCAGACACUCGCAAGCAACAGGAGCUUCUCACUGCCCACGGAGACUUUAAGGCUCUCGAGAAACAGCAGCAAGGCUCCAAGCCCAAAAAAAACAAAAAGAAAGCCUGGCAGACAGGCACCACCAGCAACAGCCUGGAGCUGGACUGCCAAGUGUGUCCCACCUGUAAGCAGGUGCUGGCUCUAAAAGACUUCAACACCCAUAAAACCCUACACAUCAGCGAUGAUGACUUCCCCUCUUUACAGGCCAUAAGCAAGAUUAUCAGCUAGCUGCCAGCAGACGCACAUCCACGGCUCUCUGUGACACAGGACCUGGUGCUGCACCAGGAUAAUGGUGAGAUGCUUGAAAGGAUGAGGGCUUUCUGAGCUGCAGUGGUAAUGUUUACUCGGAGUGUUCAGAUUAUGAAAGUUUUGAUGAUACCUUUUUUCGAAGGGGAAAGAUCAACCCUAAAAAGUGCAAGUGGAACUAUAACUGUUUUGAAGAGAAACCGGUUUAAUCUACUUGAAAGCUUGAGUUCUAAUGUUGAUUCAUUUAUUACUCCUCCAGUUCAUCUUUUCCAUCAGGUUUUCCAGUGCUGUUAGCAUGGUCAUUUUUUUUUUUUUUGGCUGCCUUUGAAAAAUAACCUAUUUAUUUCAGAAUGCUCCUACCGUUUGAUUGAAAUGUAUUAAUUUCUCAUUUGUUUACAAACUCUACAGUACAGAAAAAUAAAAUGGUUAAUAUAUAUAUAGCAUUUCUUACAGUAAGCUACAGUGAUCAGUCUACUGACUUUUGACAAAUUGACAUUUUUGAAUGAUUGAUUGUGUAAAUUAUUUGCAAUUAAACAAUCGAGCCAAGGAACGAAAUGCACGGCUCGGCACUCUUUAGGCCACAUGUGAUUGAGGAAAUUUCACCUGCCUUAAAAUAUACAGGAAAAACCAGAGGGACAUUUUUAAAAGGUUGUCAGAUGGGAUCAUACUACAGAAUGUUUUGUAUAAAAUACCAAAUUAGUACAGAUGGAUAAUUCUUACUUUUUUUUUUUGUUUGUUUGUUAAAUACCAUUGUGCUUGUGCCUCUUAAAUAUUUCUUCACACUCCCACAGAGUUGACUGUUGAGACUUCAGUGCGGCCACCUUUUCUCAUCUCUCUUUCAGGAAUUGCUAUUUGUGCCACGGCCUUGUGGUCAACAAUUUGCGAUGUGUCAGGACAUAUCUGCAGAAUAAAUGCUGGUCAAACAUUA
This is a messenger RNA of Onychostoma macrolepis, 3968 nucleotides long. RefSeq names its product zinc finger protein 598 (gene znf598). The coding region runs from base 32 to 3022 and encodes 996 amino acids. The record is from RefSeq and is a predicted model, not a curated record. Gene Ontology annotation, molecular function: ribosome binding; ubiquitin protein ligase activity. The transcript has 12 exons. NCBI's taxonomy places the organism in Eukaryota, Metazoa, Chordata, Actinopteri, Cypriniformes, Cyprinidae. Gene Ontology annotation, biological process: rescue of stalled cytosolic ribosome; protein ubiquitination.